Oppiella nova is the source of this 534-nucleotide messenger RNA. The record is from the annotation of a GenBank genome assembly. Lineage: Eukaryota; Metazoa; Arthropoda; Arachnida; Sarcoptiformes; Oppiidae.
GUAAUUAAAAAUGUUGGCAAUUAUCUCAUCGCUGGUCAUGUCAUCCAAUCUAAGACCAGUUCCGGUGCUGAAGUGACUUCAAAUGAAAGUCAAUCCAAAUAUGCUUUAAAUGCUUUCGACUGCUAUUUGAUUGGAAAACAAACGUUUGAUAACAGGGAGUACUCGAAUGCAAAGCAAUGGCUGACAGAAGCGGUCGAUAGAUUGGAUGACAUGACCAGCGAUGAGAUAAUUGCCAACAUUUUUAAUUACCUGUCGUUUUGUGAACAGAAAAUUGGAAAACCAAGUGAAGCCCAAAAAUAUAAGAGACUGACGACAGCUAUAAAGUCAGACAUUGAGACAAAUGAGUUGAUAUCAAAGAUGAAGGUUUUUAACGACACGAAUACAACUUCGUUUGGUCUCAAAGAUAAACCGAUUUAUGAAUCGUUUGCAAACGUAUAUGAAUUAUGUCGCGGAGAAAGACAUAUGAAUGACUCGAUUGCCGCGAAACUCAAGUGUUUUCACUUAAACACCGUUUUUACGGUUGACUCGCAUUAA